Cucumis melo (muskmelon) is the source of this 3674-nucleotide messenger RNA. RefSeq lists its product as uncharacterized. The transcript is spliced from 26 exons. Lineage: Eukaryota; Viridiplantae; Streptophyta; Magnoliopsida; Cucurbitales; Cucurbitaceae. The coding region runs from base 411 to 3266 and encodes 951 amino acids. The record is from RefSeq and is a predicted model, not a curated record. Gene Ontology annotation, cellular component: cytoplasm. Gene Ontology annotation, molecular function: kinase activity; ATP hydrolysis activity; ATP binding.
AAAUUAUAAAUUUUGGUUGAUUGUAAUGACAGGGGGGGGGGGGUGUGUCUUGUUAUCACGCGAAGUUUGUAAACAAAGUGGGAUAAAAUUGGACACUUUACCGCUUCCAAAAAGUUGAUGAUCAUACAAUAGAGGCAAUAUGUGCGGAAGCAAAACCCAGAAUCAGAGGCGUAUUCUUCCAAAUGGUUUCGUAGAAAAACUGCAACUUCAAGGUGUAAAAGCUUGAAGAUCAUGACAAACACAGAUCCCUUUUUCGUCUCUACGGUUAUCCAUUUCAUCUUUUCUUGUCUCUCCUAUUCAUUCCUGUUCUUCAAUUUGAUUGGCUUCUUCUGCACGCAAACUCCCCUCCUAUAGUCAAUUGCAGACGAUUUGAGAAUCGGGGGUUCUUUUUUCUUUUCUUCCCUACCAAAAUGGAUGAUGAGGUGGUUCAGCGAGUUCUCCAGGAAGGCAGAGACUUUUACCAAAAACAGCCCUCCACUUCCACCUCUUCCUCCUCCAUACUUCAAUCACUGCCUCUUCAUGUGUCUUUCGAUCAUGGAUAUUAUCUAUUAGUGAAAUCCAUUCAAGAACUUAGAGAGAAAAAAUAUGGUCUUGUAACGGUUGGCAUUGGUGGUCCAAGCGGCUCGGGUAAAACCAGCUUAGCAGAGAAAGUGGCCUCUGUAAUUGGCUGUAAUGUUGUAUCAAUGGAAAACUAUCGUGAUGGAGUUGAUGAGGGGAAUGAUUUGGAUUCAAUAGACUUUGAUCUUCUAAUUCAGAAUCUUGAGGAUUUGAUAAAUGGAAGGGACACCAUGAUCCCAGUUUUUGACUUUCAUCUAAAGAAACGGGUCAGUUCAAAAAUAAUAAAGAGUGCUUCAUCUGGGGUGGUAAUCAUUGAUGGAACCUAUGCAUUACAUGCAAAAUUACGUUCUUUGCUAGAUAUUCGGGUGGCAGUGGUUGGUGGGGUUCAUUUUAACCUUCUUUCCAAAGUUCGACAUGAUAUUGGAGAUUCCUGUUCAUUGGAUUAUCUUAUUGAUAGCAUCUUUCCGUUGUUUAGAAAGCACAUAGAGCCGGACCUUCAUCAUGCUCAGAUAAGAAUUAAUAACAGCUUUGUCUCAUCAUUUAGGGAGGCAAUAUACAAGCUGAAAUGUAGAAGUGAGUUCCCAGAUGUAGAUUCUGCCCAUGCUUUUCAAGGAAAUAAAACACAUAUAGACAAUUUUAUCGAGAUGUAUCUUAGGCCUCCAUCUGCAAGUGAAGAAGCACGUAUAAAUGACUGGAUUAAAGUGCGACAAUCGGGUAUUAAGUACUACCUAGCACUUGGUGACCAGAGGAUAGUUGACAAAAAUUUUAUUAUCAGACCUAAAGCUGAAUUUGAGGUUGGACGGAUGACUUUAGGUGGAUUGCUGGACUUGGGCUAUACAGUAGUGGUUGGUUAUAAAAGGGCAUCUAUAUCGGUAAAUAAGGGCAAUGUCUCUGUGUCACUUGAAACAAUUGAUUCUCUUGGUGAGACAUUCAUGGUGCUGCGAAGCUCAAAUAGAAAAACAGUUGGAGAAGAAGUGUUGAGGAUGGGUAUCACAGGGUCUUGGAUUACAAAGUCUUAUCUGGAGAUGAUUCUGGAAAGAAAAGGUGUACCACGAUUAAAUACACCUCCACUUCUACCAAACACACCUCUGGCUAAUAACCAAGAAAAGGUUGUCAUUGCUCCCAGGCCCAUCCGUGUUACUUCAAAUCUUGUUUCCCGACUUGAGGAUCUUUCUCAGCCGUGGACCAGAUCUCCAACAAAAUCUCAAAUGGAACCAGUAGUUGCAACGUGGCAAUUUAUUAGCGCUCCCCAAUCUGAUAAUUUAGCGACUGAUCCCGCCUCUUUCAGGGACUCUAUGAGGCUUGCUCCAAUGCCUGAUUCAUGUGACCUGGACAGAGGUUUACUUUUAGCUGUUCAAGCGAUUCAGGCCUUAUUGGAGAACAAAGGUCUUCCUAUUAUUGUUGGAAUUGGUGGUCCAAGUGGGUCAGGGAAGACUAGUUUAGCUCAUAAAAUGGCUAAUAUUGUUGGAUGUGAAGUAAUUUCGCUUGAAAGUUAUUACAGAUCAGAGCAAGUGAAGGAUUUCAAGUAUGAUGAUUUCAGCACACUUGAUCUGUUGCUGCUAUCCAAGAAUAUUGAUGACAUGAGAAAUGGUCGAAGAACAAAAGUACCGCUUUUUGACUUGGAGACUGGUGCUCGAAGUGGUUUUAAGGAGCUUGAAGUUUCUGAAGACUGUGGAGUGAUAAUUUUCGAAGGAGUAUAUGCUUUACAUCCAGACAUCAGGAAAUCACUUGACUUAUGGAUUGCUGUUGUUGGAGGUGUUCAUUCACAUCUAAUUUCUCGAGUCCAAAGAGAUAAAUGUAAAGCAGGGUGUUUCAUGUCACAAAAUGACAUAAUGAUGACAGUUUUCCCUAUGUUCCAGCAGCACAUCGAACCACAUCUUGUCCAUGCACAUCUGAAAAUACGUAAUGACUUUGAUCCUGUGCUUUCACCUGAGAGCUCAUUAUUUGUCCUGAAGAGUAACAAGCAGGUUGCUUAUCAAGAUAUACUCAAACUUCUUGAAUCAUCAAAGGCUUGCAGUUCUAUACAAAAUUUCAUUGAUAUAUAUUUGAGGCUUCCGGGAAUUCCUACAAAUGGACAGUUGACAGAGAGUGAUUGUAUACGAGUUAGAAUUUGUGAAGGCCGAUUUGCAUUGUUAAUACGGGAGCCUAUAAGAGAAGGGAAUUUCAUUAUUCAACCUAAGGUGGACUUUGACAUUAGUAUUAGUACAGUCGCUGGCCUUCUCAAUCUUGGGUAUCAAGCCAUGGCUUAUAUUGAAGCAUCUGCGUAUAUUUACCAAGAUGGAAAGAUCUUAAUUGAGGUUGACCAUUUACAAGAUGCUCCUUGUCCCUAUCUCCAAAUAAAAGGGGUUGAUAAAGAAGCUGUUGCAGCAGCUGGUUCCAUGCUCGAACUGAAUGAUUCUUACACUACAAAGAGCUAUCUUCAAAUAAUUUUGGAAAGUUUGCCACCAAAUCGGAGUUCUGGCCUAAUCCAUAAUCAUCAAGCUGCAAGGCUGCAAGAACUUGUGGAAUUUAUUCAAUCUCAGGGAAGUAGUACAGCUUCAGAAUCCUCCCCUAGUAGAGAAGCAUCAUCUCCAUUGGAAGGGAUCAUUGAAGACAUGCAGUCCAGAAUUAGAAGACUUGAACGAUGGCUUGCAAUUAAUACAAUUUUGUGGACCUUUUUUGUUUCCGCCUUUGUUGGUUAUUCACUCUACCGGACCAAGCGUCAGUGAUUGUGUCAUCUGCUGAGUGACUCACUCGUCAAGCUUACUUCCUCCUUUUUUAUGCACGGUUCUGGUGAAGCUUCCGACCUGCGUAUACAGAAGUAACAAAAGAAAAUAGAUGAUAGAAACAAAGCUAACCACAACUAUUGGAAGGGUUUUAUCAUUUGAAGCAUAAAAUAUAUGCUAUCCAUUGAAGAUAGUGUAUAAUAUUUUUCAUUUGUGAUAUAAAUGAGGCACCAUUGAGUUCAGCCAGUGCCACAUUUAACCUACAUCAUUCUUUACUUCCCCAUUAUAUCGAUGUGAUUUUGUUUAUACUUGUUGGCUCGAUCAUUCUACCAACAUCUCUAGUCACAUCUUUUCAUCAAGUGAUUUCAUGAUUUGAGAUGAACUAUGUGAAUGCCAAAGGUCUAUUAAUGA